Messenger RNA from Hyaloscypha bicolor E, 1886 nucleotides. RefSeq names its product major facilitator superfamily transporter. The coding region runs from base 1 to 1701 and encodes 566 amino acids. The transcript has 9 exons. The record is from RefSeq and is a predicted model, not a curated record. Gene Ontology annotation, biological process: transmembrane transport. Lineage: Eukaryota; Fungi; Ascomycota; Leotiomycetes; Helotiales; Hyaloscyphaceae. Gene Ontology annotation, molecular function: transmembrane transporter activity.
AUGACGGCAGAAGAAGAAAAAGAAUGCGUCGAUCAUGUAAUCGCUUUCAAGGGCACAACCGAUUCGGGGAAGGGGAUUGGUGUCUCGGACUCAUCAGAUCCAAAAAGGCCUUCAGAGAGCAACACAAAAUUUGCCGAAGCUCCAGAGCCAACCGAGACAGAGUAUGAAUAUGUCACGGGUGUCAAGCUGUGGCUUGCUGCCGUCGCAGUUACUUUGGUCGCCUUCCUCGUGAUGUUGGAUCUGUCGAUUAUUGUAACGGCUAUCCCUCGAAUCACAACCGACUUUCAUUCCCUCGGCGAUGUGGGCUGGUAUGGCAGCGCAUAUAUUUUAUCAAAUUGUGCCCUUCAACCAUCAACCGGAAAAAUUUACUCGAACUUCGGCUCCAAGAUCACUUUCAUUGCUUUUCUCAGCCUUUUCGAAUUUGGGUCCAUGAUCGGUGGUGUGGCUCAGUCUUCGAGCAUGUUCAUUGUUGGGAGGGCCAUUGCCGGAUUGGGCGCCUCUGGUCUCACUAACGGGUCGCUCACUAUCAUAGCAGCAAUUGCUCCGAUGCAUAAACGACCCGCAUUGAUGGGCAUCAUCAUGGCAAUUGGCCAAUUUGGUAUUGUUGGUGGCCCCUUGAUCGGAGGGGCGCUGACCCAGUACGUGAGCUGGAGAUGGUGCUUCUAUAUAAACCUCCCAAUUGGUGCCAUAUCCGCAAUACUUCUGUCUCUCAUACAUAUACCCGAUCGUCUCGACAAAGACAGAACCGAAAAGGGCACAGUUCUUGCAACACUUUCAAAACUCGACAUUGGGGGGUUCGUCCUCUUCGCGCCAUGUGCAAUCAUGUUCCUCAUGACACUCGAGUGGGGCGGAACCAAAUAUCCUUGGAAUAGUGCGAUUAUUAUCGGACUUCUCUGCGGGGCAGCAGGCACAUUUAUUAGCUUUGUGGUAUGGGAAUAUCGACUCGGGGAUGAGGCCAUGAUCCCUUACUCGAUGCUGCAGAGAAGGGAAGUCUGGUCGUCUUGUCUGGUCACUGGUUUCUUCUUUGGUAACCUGCUCACAUUUUCGUACUACUUGCCGAUAUACUUUCAAGCUGUGAAAGGGGUGAAUCCUGCCCCGAGUGGAUUGUGCAUUCUACCUGGCAUAGCGAGCCAGAUAUUGAUGGCUGUUAUAUCUGGCGUUUUAGUUGGUAAAUUGGGAUACUAUCUCCCAUGGAUCGCAGCGAGUGGGGCAAUUGUUUCUGUGGCAUCAGGCUUGGUAUCGACCUUCACACCACGCACCACUACUGCAAAAUGGGUGAGCUACCAAUUCCUUGCAGGUAUUGGUCGAGGCUGUGGUAUGGCAAUGCCCAUCGUUGCCAUCCAGAACGUCGUCCCACCAGCACAGAUCCCGGUAGGAAUGUCUCUUGUGGCCUUCAGCCAAAACUUCGGCGGAACUCUUUUUCUCACCUUUGCACAAACGAUCUUUAGUCGCAGUCUUAUCGACGGCUUGAAGGAGUUUGCCCCUACAGUUGACGCCCAAGCUGUGAUCAUUGCUGGCGCUUCGGCGAUCAAACGAGUUGUGAAACCGGAUCAGGUCAAGGGGGUGUUGGAAGCGUAUAAUCUAGGUCUCAACCGGAACUUCUAUCUUGCUGCCGGGGCUUCAGCGGGAACCUUCGUAUUCUGUUGGGGAAUGGGGUGGCAGAGUGUCAAGCAAAAGAAGGUCGUCACUCCAGAGGCAUAGGAUGUUGGCCAAGUCAGCACCGCACAGUGUACUUUUCGUUGGGACAGGUUUAGACGAGCGAGGGAUAAAAACUCAGGCGCUAGUGGUCGUUUUAAUCCAGGAGAAUUAGAUCCGAAACUUUCUUUGGCCAGACCGAGGUCGCCACGUCAUGGUUGGAGAAUAAUAGGCACGUUACAUGUACUCCG